Ectocarpus siliculosus is the source of this 3855-nucleotide messenger RNA. Lineage: Eukaryota; Phaeophyceae; Ectocarpales; Ectocarpaceae. The record is from the annotation of a GenBank genome assembly.
AUGGACCCCUCUACGACACUAAUUCUUCGUGUCUCAACACCAUACAUAUAUGAGCUCGUUGAGUCGUGGUCGACUACAACAUUGUGUAGUACCGGAUUGCCCGCAAAGUAUUCGAUUAUCGGUAAACCACGACACCUGGUGUCCUGUACUCUUAUCCUGCUGCAAUCCAAUAUAUCUCUUUGCAGGACGACCACAGUACUCCCAGACGGAAGAACAUUGCGUGUUGUGCCUUCACCAGUCAAGGGUGGCAAGGACAAGCUAGACCAGGGCCGUCUCCGUGAGAGCUGGAAAGAGUUGGAGGUAUCUUUUGAUCGCGUCCUGGGGGAGAGCGCAGGGCAGGGUGACGUGUACGAUCAAGUCAAAGCAUGCGUACGCUUACCCUUCGCAGGCGUGAACGCCUGUGUUUUCGCGUACGGCCAGACUGGCUCCGGGAAGACACACACCAUGGUCGGAGAUAUGCCGAAGCAAGAAACAUACGACGCAGGGCCAGCGUCGUUGACAGCGAACGGGAACACCUUGGGCGGACUGGCAUCUCCUGGAACAAGGACGAAAGAACACGGAGCGGCAAAAAAGGCUGCGUUGGAGGGAAGAAACUCGGCGGAAAGCAACAAUAGCAACACAGGAGAGGUCCCAAGGGGAGAAAGGGCAGGCGUGAUUCCGCGCGCUGUGAAAGAUAUUUUUAGGCUCGUGAGGCAAGGCGGUGCAGAAGAAGUAGGUUCCCCCACACCAGGCGGUGGACAACAAGGCUCGCUGCAUCGAGCACCAGGCAUCUACGGCCCCGGCAAGGCCAAACCCAAUUUGCGAGGCACAGCCUCUCCUUCUAGCCCGUGUGGUUCUACGAGUGAACAGCAGACGCGCUCUACGAGUAGCAGUGGCGGUGGCAGCUCGACCUCUGAUCCAAUCACGUUUGCUGGGGGUACGAGCCACAGCGCCAGCAGCAGUCGAUCGAGCUGCUCAGAUGGCCUGCCUCUACCACAGGUGCCAUCCGCGGCACACUGGCCGCUCGACGAACCUACGGUCUACAUCCCUCGUACCCGAAGCUCUAAGGAAAACAAUUCAUCGCCAUCAGUGUAUCCCGGAGAACGGGUGAUCCCACCCGACAGCUCGGAAUCGCCUGGCGCUGCUGCCGGAAGAGAGGGGGAGCACGGUGGGGUUGAGGGGCCUUCGAACUCUGCUCGAGAGGCGUGCAUGGCGGGAGCGACAACGGCAACCAGCAGAUGUGACGUGGAGUGCUCGUACAUGCAGGUGUACAAUGGCCGUGUUUACGACCUCCUUUCGCCCGAGGACUCCAACGAACAGAGGCCACUCCGGGUCCACGCCACCGCAGCCAGGCCGGCUACGGCGACGAAGCCGCGCCUCCGUGCCCACGUCGGGGAAAGCGAUAGCGGGGGGGUGCACGACGCUGAGAGGAAAAGCAACGCAAACUCUACAGCAGCAGCGGGGAUAAGGAGCUACGGUUCUUCUUCGUUGCCCCGUGAGUGUAGCUCAAGUGGUAGCCGGGUCGUGGGGCUGUCGGUUCACCCGGUGAAAAACGUCGAACAGGUCAUGGAGCUCCUCCGGCAGGGAGAUCGAAACCGUCGAGUCAGAUCCACCGAGAUGAACACACACAGCAGUCGCAGCCACACCAUUGUCCAGUUCACCAUCACCAGCACUCGAUCUACAGCUGAACCUGGGGUGGGUCCUGCCCCACACCUAUCAAGUGGGGGAGAUAGCAGCGAAGUUGGUGUGGUAGCCGCCGACGAGUCUCAAGCCACAACAGACCAGAUCAGGACAGUCUUACUACAUCCCGGGGAAAUCAGCAUCGGAGACGGCGAUGGCACUGUCGGCGAAAUUGCCCACGGCAAGCACGACCACACCAGUAGCCCUCACGGCAGCGACAGCCGAAGGGACCAUAGCACUGGCGUGAUGAUGAUGCCGGAACACCGGUCCGAAACGGACUCCGGCAACGCUGUCGUGACAACGCGAGCCAAGCUAAGCCUAGUGGAUCUAGCGGGCAGUGAAAAGGGGGGGGCAGGGACGGAGACAGGGGUGGCGGGAGGACGCAAAGAGACGAGCGGAUCCCAACCGCAACGCGGACCGCAGUUGCAAGGCGGGUUGGGGCCGCAAGGGGUGCCAUCGCAACCCCAAGGCGAAAGCAGCUGGAAGGCUCAGGAGAGGGAGCGAUCGAGGAUCAACUCGAGCUUGAGCGCUCUUUCGAACUGCAUUGCGUGCCUGGGAGAGGCACGAAGAACGCACGUCCCCUUCCGGGAUAGCCCUUUGACGAGGCUUCUCCAGGACUCGCUUGUGGGAGGAAAAACGGUCGUCAUUGCCACGAUCCGCCCUUCAAUCGACGCCCAGGACGAGAGCAUCAGUACGCUGAACUUUGCGGCGCGCUGCAUGAGGGUCGUUUCGAGGCAGCGCGUGAACGAAGUGGUCAGCGACGCCCUUCUCCUGGAAAGAGCGAGGCGGCAGAUUACAACACUGCGUCGACGGCUAGCGGAGGCGGAAACGGCCGCCGCUGUCGCUUCCUGCUCACCCGCGCCUUCCCACCCUCAUAACGGCCCAGAUGAGGGUAAGCAACUGCCGGAGCUGUGGGGGAUGGCAAGACCGUCGCCUGGUGUGGUGGAGACGCCUCGCCGCCCCCCUCCCUGCCCGGGCGGCGACGGAGAGAACCACGACGACGACGGGUGCGCAGAUGGGACGGACGAUGAUGCUGUCCGGGAGUACGACGGCAAGCCCGACCACAGGCGCGAACCCACCCCUCCGGCCGUACAAAAGACCGUGGCGAAGCAGGCUCUCUCCUUGGGUCUGGCAGCGCAGAUGGUUGACGUUGCCCAUGGUAGAGAUGUUGUGGCCCGCGACGAGAAUGGUGGCCGAGUUUCCGCUUCCGGACGUGACGGCAGCGACGCGGCUAGACCAGAACCACAAGGAGUUGGUGGCACCUACGUUAGCGACGAGGGCGACCGAAGGCGAAGAAAUUCGGCCGUCAACGUUGUGUCGUCGGUUCUGAAAAUGGAAGCGGUGACGAGAUCUGAGCCUAAACGGGAGACUCUUGACGAUGAGAGCCGGCAACGUGAUGGGCACAUAGCUCUUGGCCCAUCGGGGCCGUUGACAGGGUCGUCCUUGUCGACGUCCCAGAGACAGCUGUCGAGGAGCGAGGUUUCGUUGCUGAGAGGGAAACGUGUGCAGGCGGCGCCGGUUGCUGCGACAGAAAGUCACAGUCGGCGGCGGCGAUCAGGGUUCACGCCUGUCAGCACCACCGCAGCAAACGAGAAAACGAGCGAUGAUCUGGAGGGGCAUCAAGCCAAAACCAAAGCGCUCCUGAACGCAAGACGGGGUGGAGACCUCGUGGUCCGUGGCCGGAUAGCCACCGCCGCCGCUGCCGCCGCGGCCACCGCUACUGCUGCCGCCGCCGUCGCUGAGGCGGUUGCCGCUUCAGCUCGCAAUCGAAGCAAGCAUCUGCGCCAUGGCAAGUCCCCAGACGGUCGAGUUGAAGCGUCGCAAGCCUUGCCGAAGGGAACAGAACGGCGUAAAGCGCCACAUAGACAUGUUGAUGGUUCCUUCUUGACGAAAGCCGGCGACAAGCCGGUCGUUUCCUGUUCUCCCCGUUCCCCUGUUUCUUCCGGCGGGUUGGCGAGGGUUAAUAAGAAGCGCUCGUGCGCGGUUUCGACGGUGGCGGGGACAACAGCGGGGGGGGGCGGGAGGAGGCACGUCGACGACAAGCGGCUAGCCACGGCGGCGUUGAUUGAGAGGUUUUCUUGCAGGGAAGACGAGCUCCUGCGCGAGCUAGAGACCUGGAAGGCCAGGUGCAAGAGCCUGGAGACGUCAACAGCGACGGCGGGAACCAGUCGUGCUGCCCGAAAGUGGUUCCGUUGA